AUGGAGAAACAGAAAGAAAUUCUUAAAUUAUAUCAUGAUAAUCAUGAUAAGUAAAUAGAAGAAGUUUUUUAGGUUGAUUUAAACAUACCUAUACAUAAAUUUCAAACCUAAAAGUAAUUUACAGGUAAUUGGUAAUUUAGUGAUAAGAAAUCUAAAAGUUCUACAUUUUGCAUGUCUCCAUAACAAUACAAAACUAAUUGAAAUUACACUAACAUAUUGUAGAGAUUCUAACUUAUUAAAUUAAAAUCAAAUGAUUGAAUUCAUUAAUUUAUAGAAUAAGGAUGGAUUAACUCCAUUACAUAUGGCAUCCUUUAAAGGAAAUCUAGUAUAUAUAUAUAUAGAGAAUUUAUUUAGGAAAUCAUAAAGUUAUUGCUAUAAUUUGGAGCUAAUUCAGAUAUUAAAAAUAUUACUGGAUUAUCUGUUUUACAUAUGUCUGUUUAGGGUGAUCAUAUUAAGACUUGUGUAAUUAAUAUUAAUAUUUAGUUAUUUUGGAUUAAUUAAAAUAUUCCAAUUGACAUUUUAGAUAAUAAUCAUUAAACCCCUUUGAUUUGUGCUUCUUUUUUAGGCUCUUAAUUAAUGGUGAAUUUUCUAAUUCCUUGGGGUGCUAAAUUGAAUGUUUAAACAAAAGACAAAGGACAAACUGCAUUGCAUAUGGCAACCUAAUAAGGUCAUUCUCGUAUUGUGAGAAAAUUACUUAUCAAAGGAAUAGAUAGAAAAAUUAAAGAUAAAAGUGGAAAAACUGCACUUGAUUUAGCAAUUGAAUCUAGAUUUGAAUCUAUAUAAACAAUGAUAGUACAUGAUUAUAUUAAAAUAUUAGGAAAAUAAAAUGGGAAUAGCAGAGAGAUUUGGUUUAAGAUAACCAGAUUCAAAAGUAGAAAAAAACUAUAAAUCAAUGAUUAUUUAUCUCUCUCUAUAUUGCAGUUCAUUUCUUAUUACUAUUUUAUUCACUUUGCCAAGUAUCAUAUAUCUAAUAAUUUUAACAAGAAUUAGAAUCUUUUUAGGCUUGGUACAUCAGUUCAUUUAGUAUAACUCUUCUUUUGACUUGGAUUCUAGUUAAAAGAAAUCCAGGAUUCGUACCAUGCUCAAAUAAAACCUUAAUGGUAGGGUGAUUUAACAUUUAUAAGGAUCUAUUAGAUGGUUACUAAGUUGAUUAAAUCUGCCCAGAUUGUUCAGAUGUGAAACCACCUAGAUCAAGACAUUGUGAAAUUUGUUAAAAGUGUGUUAAUAAAUAUGAUCAUCAUUGUCCUUGGCUCUCUAAUUGUGUUGGUGAAAAGAAUUAGUAUGUAUUCAUAACAUUCCUAUUUACUUUAAUACUAAGCAUUGUUUUAUAAAUAGUAGUACAAUGUUAAAGUACAAUAAUAUCAAUAAUAUUAGUUUUAAACUUGAAAGAGUAGUAAAAUGAUGUUGAAUUAAAUUAUGUACUUUAAUGGAUAACAUUUUUCUAUACAAUGAUAUUUGGUUGCUUAUUUAUAUUGCCUGUGAUGUAUUAAUUAUUUGAUUUAGGUUUUUAUUUACAGUUUAAAUAUAUAAUUUAAUCAAAGGGCAAACCACUUACGAAAGAUAUUUAGAAAAACAAGGAAUAAAUAGAAAUCAGUCUAGAAAAGCUAGUGAAGAAUAAUAAUUAAAGCAAAUAAAGAGUUCCACUAGUAUAGAGACAAACGAGAGUGAAUUCAAAUUUACAUUAAAAACUUAAAAGAAACCUUUGCUUAAGGAAACUGAAUUAAUUGUAUGA
Molecule: messenger RNA, 1732 nt
Organism: Paramecium pentaurelia
Lineage: Eukaryota; Ciliophora; Oligohymenophorea; Peniculida; Parameciidae
Source: the annotation of a GenBank genome assembly